This is a messenger RNA of Boeremia exigua, 2303 nucleotides long. RefSeq lists its product as uncharacterized. Gene Ontology annotation, molecular function: DNA binding. NCBI's taxonomy places the organism in Eukaryota, Fungi, Ascomycota, Dothideomycetes, Pleosporales, Didymellaceae. The coding region runs from base 257 to 1876 and encodes 539 amino acids. The record is from RefSeq and is a predicted model, not a curated record. The transcript is spliced from 2 exons. Gene Ontology annotation, biological process: regulation of DNA-templated transcription.
UUCUUUGCAGCUAUGGACCAAUGACUGACUCCAGCCACAGCAUUUGACAUGGGCACUCACAGUUCUGGCGGGAACAGCCACACCAUCCACUGUUUCCAGUGGGGCGUGUUGCGGCGCAUAGCAGACACAAUCGAUAGAUAUGUAACUAUGGGCAGUGCCGUCGAAGAUGCGCUUCAUUGUGUUAUCCAGCACUCGACAGGCUUCACCAUUGCAGUACCAAUAAACGUUACAACGAUCUCGGCCAUAAUCAACCACGAUGCUGUCGCCGAACAGUAUUCCUUCCAAGAAGACGGGUCGGAAUUUGAGCACUUGGUCCAUCGACUCUGGAUAUGGAUCGGGGAUCCAUGAGGAUGCGAAGCUUGGUUCUAUCCUUGACGCACGUGAUGUCACACCUAGAGGCAGUGUAGCAAUGUCACAACCACAAUCACGAUCCGUUGGUCUCGGAAUUAGCAGGCUUUCGAAUUUGAACACCGGAGAUGACAUCUUGAUCAAAAAGGAGGAGUGCACUUUUGCGCCUAGCACGCCGCGACUUCGGGUUUGCACGACUGUUUCCAAUCCUUCUUCACCGGAUCCCGUGUCGCCCGCAUCGCCCUCCGAAGUCCGACGUUCGCACGCAAGGAAGUCCGCCAGCAAGCUUCCUUCGCAAGCUGUUAGACGCCUCACUGCUUGGCUCGAUACCAAUCGCCACCACCCAUAUCCAAGUGCCGAGACGAAGCAGGCAUUAGCAGAGGCAUGCAGUAUCACUAUUAAGCAAGUAACAACUUGGUUUACCAAUAUCCGACAAAGACAACUUAAGACGCAAGAAGACGACACAGAGAGACUCGGCAAUAACCAUGCUCAGAUCUCACAUCAAGGAUCCAGGAAGGGCAAGAAGAAAGAUUACAGUCGCAGUAACGGUGCCUCGCCAAUUGAGGGAUUUCUGUCUCCGCCACGACUUUCGCCGUCCGCCUCAAUAUCUGAGCACUCGUCUGGCGAAGGCGAAGCCUGGCAGUGCACUUUCUGUGGGGUUUCUUUGACAGCGAAGUCAUGGCGCCGCCACGAAGAAACACAGCAUCAUCCCAAACACCAAUGGACUUGCCUAGCCCACGGCCCAAGGAUUCAACUUUCAAUAUCCUCGGAAUCGAUUUGUGCUUUCUGCGAGCUUAAAAAUCCAAACGAAGACCAUUUCCGCUUCUUCCACCGUAUUGGAGACUGCUUGUGCAAGCCUGAACAAGAGCGAACGUUCGGCAGACCCGACCACCUCCAACAGCAUGCGAGAAACUUUCAUAAGUGUGAUCAGCCUUUGUCGGAAUUGGUACGCGAUACAUGGCGCAGGGAUGGCCCUGGGAUGAUCGACAACAAAAGCUGGACCUGUGGAUUCUGUCAUGAAGAGCUCCGUACUUGGGAUGCGAGAGCCACGCACAUCGCCGGUCAUUUCAAAUCUGGUCUGACGAUGGCUCAGUGGCGCGCCGAUCGAGUAUUGCAGUCGUCCCUGCCUGAAGACGAUUUCCAAUUCAGUGCACCAACAGCCUUGAACGCUCUUGCCAGCAUGGAGGUCACGCUUGCAGGGCCAUCCAAUAUCAUGUCUGGCCCACCGAACUAUGGCCGACCUCACCCCAUGCAACAAAUGCAGGCGCAGCCUAUCCCUGCCUCCACGAUGAUGCCUGUUGCGACUACGGUUCCGGAUUUCGAUUUCGAUCCUUUUGGCGCUUACUACGGCAACCCCAUCGAUACGUUUAACCCCUCGUUGCCCACCUCCGCAUCUUACUACCCAGUAGUCAGUAACGUGCCAGCUGCAGCUCAAAACGGUGUUGUUUCCCCCAUGGACUAUGGCGUUAUUGGUUUCGAUGAGUUCGGCGCCCCUGUGUACGACAUGAGUGGCAUGCACUCAUGGUAGCGGUUUCACUCUGUUUUUCGGCGUUUUUAUACCCUGGGUAUAGACUAUAGAUGGGCAUGGCUGGUUUAGAAUGGACAAAUUGGCGUUCAUUCACAUGCACCUCUCGUAGCGGAACUACUUCCAACAAUGAACUCUUUCAAGAAACGUUCAGAACUUGCAGUCACUCAACAAGAAUACAUACACAGGAACUUCUGUCUCUCGGCGCACUACUCACCCGGCAGACGGCAGCACCUUCGGGACCCGGAGCAAGCAAUCUACUUUGUACUUUGGCGACAGCCGCAGCCGUGCCUUAUCCGCUAGCGCCGGUAGUGGAAAGACGCUACAGUACCUACUCGCCUCGAGCGCAGCAAGCGAUACACGCCGCGGAACGGCACUCCAUCCUACCAGAGCUGCAGCCUGACCAUCUUCCCAGCAACCAAUAUUCCAG